UACCUUCCCCGCUUCAUCUCCCCGUCGAGUUCCGGGUCAAAGAGAAAGAAGAAACUUUCCGGCGCUUUUGGAAGAUGCCGAAGCCCACUCAGGGGGGGCCGAAUCCCUUAUUUACGCGCUGGCUCCAGGAGUGGCGCGACCAGGCCGCCGAGCGCGGGCGCCUCAGGAGCCAACGCGCCUAUGAACGGGCGCUGAGCUCUCUCCACAAAUACCCACUCCCUUUGCGCAGCGGGCGCGAGGCUCGGAUCCUCCAGUAUUUUGGUGAGCACAUCUGCCGCCAGCUAGACGAGCGGCUGGAGAGACACUGCCAAGCCCAGGAUGGCACAGUGUUGACAGGUCUGCAUGCCACAGCUUCUUCUCAGAAGGAUCAAGAGGAUGGUGAGCUGCUUGGCAGCAGAGACCCGCCUGCUGCGCUCCAGCCUGCCCUCUGUGCCACAGAGCCAGAUCAAAACAAAGGACAGUGCUUAAAGAAGAAGCAAGCAGUAUCACGCCAGCGUGGCCGGAGGUACUUCCCAGAUCCCCGUUCUGGGGCCUUUGCCAUUUUGGUGGCUCUGUACCAGGACAGUGUGAAUCCUCACUCCCGGGGUUUCCUGACAAAGCCGGAAUUGCAGAGAGCAGCUCAGCUGCUGUGCGAGAAAUCUUUUUUUCUGGCUGAUCCUGGGAGUAAGAACACUGCCUGGUCUGCAAUCAGCACUCUGCUUCGCAAGGAGCUGGUCCUCAAGACCAAUAUCCCAGCCAGAUAUUCUCUGACGGACUCAGGGCUCACCAUAGCCCGGGAACUGGCAGCUUUGAACGAGCCAAAGGAGAAGGACUCCGACUCUCUGGCAGCCAAGGCAGCUGACUCUGGAGACCCCUUGCUGCUUUUGGAGGGAGACGAUGAAAGCAAGCAAUCUCCAAACAGGGACGCCUUGCCCAAGUCAAGCUGCAGAGAGCCAAGGGCAGGGCUCUUAAAACCCCAGUUUACUUUUCACCCUGGGAACUUUGAUGUUAUCCUCUGUGUGGAUUUCAUUGAGACCACGGGUGGUCCCACGUCCCGGAAGCAAGAUUUGGUGAGUGAGCUCCAGCGCCACAAUGUUCCCUUCAGCAUCCGGAAGCUUCACAUCGGGGACUUCCUCUGGGUGGCCAGGGAGAGAGUCUUACCUGUGGCGGGACAGCCACCUGCCGCUCGGGAGCUGGUGCUGGAUUACGUGGUAGAACGGAAACGGAUGCCGGACCUGUGCAGCAGCAUCAUUGAUGGCCGCUUUCGUGAGCAGAAGUUCCGUCUGCGGCAAUGUGGCAUUUCCCACCCCAUCUACCUGGUUGAAGAUUCGGGCUCCACACAACACCUCAGCUUGCCCGAAAAGACUCUCCAGCAAGCGAUGACCAACACCCAGGUGGUGGAUGACUUCUUUGUUAAACGCACUCGAGACUUACGGGAAUCUGCAGCGUAUUUGACCCUGAUGACGCGUCAGCUGACCAGACUGUACGAGGACAAAACCCUUCUGAGCUGUACCAAGGAGGAACUGGAGCAAGAGCGCCCUCUGCAGCCCAGCGCCGGCUCCUGCCGGCUCCUGACCUUUGCUGAGUUUAACGAAGGGGCCGUGAAGAACAAGGCCCAAACAGUGAGUGAGGUCUUUGCGCGGCAACUCAUGCAGAUCAGCGGCAUCAGCGGAGACAAGGCAGCUGCCAUCCUGGAGAGAUACAAAACACCAGCUAGCCUCCUGGCUGCUUACGCUACUUGCCCAACGCCACAGUGCCAAGAGCAGCUGCUGAGCGAUGUCAAAUGCGGCAAACUGCAGAGGAACUUGGGCCCUGCCUUGAGCAAGACUUUGGCUCAGUUGUACUGCACAUCAGGACCGCUGCCUUGAACCAGUGGGAGGCUGUGGGUGUGUGCCUGCGUGCCUACAAUUCACCAGCCAACGUGGAAUACGUCUCCCCACUGCCUGUUGUGUCAUCACAAUUACCGUAUUUCAGCAGCCAGCAGCUGUGGGAAGCUGGCCCCAGAGACACCCAGCACUGUUGCUCCUUGUAAAACACAGGUGCCAAGGAAAAGAUGGGUUUGUCCUAUUGCCUUAUCGCAGGGGCAGCGAACCCGAAGCUCUCUGGGCCUAUGAGUUUUUUCAUGCAGCAACACCUGGUGGGCCGGAGGUUCACCACCCCUGCUCUAACAUUCUGUGCCAGAUGUUUACGAGCCCGAAAUGCACUUCCUUGCCACAAGCUUACACGGGAUCCAGGUUGACACUGUCUGUUACAUCACCCACAAGACUGUUGGAGGAAGAGCACCCCGACUGGGUUUUUUGGGCCCCUUUUGGCUGCUAAAUUAGGGCUUGCCAAGUCUCAUCCCUCUUGAUUUUUUCCUCCUUUUUUUUUAAAAAAAUAUCUGUCGAUAUUCUAAUAAAAUUGUAGCAUUUUGUUUUGCAAAGGCUCUUAUUAUUAUGUCUUCAACCCCAGGGGCCCAGAAAAGUACUUUCCCACACCGUACACCUUCUUACAGAAUUAGCGAGGGACAGCUUUAAAAGGAAAUUAGACAAAUCCACUCUCGCAACAGCGAUGGAAGGCAGGGCUGCAACCAUUUAGGAAUUGCCGAGAAGCGGAGACCAGCUUAGGAAUGUUAGGAGAAGCUUCGUAAUGGCAUGAUGCCCUGUCGUACCCAAGUCUGCGUAUGCACCAACAUGCCCCCCCAAAGAAUCAUGGGAACUGUUGUCUAAAGGUACUGGGAAUUUCAGCUUUGUGAGGGGUAAACUCCCAUGAUCCUUUGGGGAAGGCCAUGUGCUUUAAAUAUAUGGUGUGUAUGCAGGCUAAACGGAACCUCGCAUCCUAGAAGCAAUUAAACUGUUUGCCGUUGGAAGUGGGAUUUGGUCUUAAGGACUUGUAAGGACUUAAUUUGUCUCAAGACAUGCCAUAGCUGAGUAAAUUGGAAGCAACUGAAAAGGUUUUAAAAGAUAUGCUGGGCAAAUAUUUAAAAUGCUCAUCUACCCCCCCCCCCAAAAUACCCUGAAAGUGCUCUGUGUGGAAAUUAAUGGGAGAAAACGGGGAAAGAAGCGGUCUCCAGUAUUUCCCCUCAGCACAAUCACUGAAAGAAUUUGUAAUAUUUAAAUACAAAUAUUAUGAUUUCCUUCCCUUCCAAAGUUCAGUCAGAAACAGUCCCAUUUUUAGACUGCCUGUUCUAAUUAAACACAGGGGAGAGGAAAUAUAUGCGUGUUUUUUGUUUUUGCAGUCUUUGGGUGAAUUAGCAAGUUGUGCCCAGUGGUUGUUUUUGCCUGCCUGAUAGGAAGGAGCAACGUGUUCUGUGGUUCUUUUGGGGGGGGCAGCCAUUUGGUUUUAAGAAAUUCAGCCUCUGAGGCUGCAGUUUGAAGCAGAAGACCAGCAUGGGGGAAGAAGUGCUUCAUCUUUUCUUCUUGUGCCAUUUCCCCGCUGAAAAUUGCCCCACCUUCCAGCUUCUUUAUGCCCCCUUAUGCCUACUGGGAAGAGCAGGGAGCCUCCAAUGAAGCUGAAUAUGCUGGAUGAUUCAGGAAAGAUGAACGAAAGCCCUUCUUUCCGCAGGGCACAGUUUCAACCAUGGAAUUUGCUCCCACGAUAUCGGGUAGCUUUAAGAGAGGAUUAGAGAAACUCAUUGAUAAGCCUAGCAGUGGCUACGAGCCAUUGCAGGUGGGGAAACUGCUGUUGCACUUAGAUCCUGGUUGUGAGUUUUCCAUCGGGAAGGAUGCUGAUUCACCAAUGUUCUUGCCUUCUCUUACAAGGAAAAUAUUAAAAAGACUUGCGUACUUCCCAAAGGAUGCGGGUGGCUCUGUGGUCUAAACCACUGAGCCUCUUGGGCUUGCUGGUCAGUCCUUGUGGCCUGAAAGCGAGAUGAGUGCCGCAACCCCAUAGUCGCCUUUGACUGGACCAGGAGUCCUUUACCUUUUACUUCCCAAAGGUAAUUUAAAUGUAUGUUUGGGAGGUUGGGGGCAGGUUCAGCAGGGUGCGAAAGCCUUGAAGAAGUUCUUCUUAGCCCACAGCAAUCUUCCCCUUCCAACUGCACUCCCGGCAGCUAUUUCUUCAUUUCCAGUGUUGACAGAAUACUGUCCACUCACGGAAUUCCUCGGGACAGUUUACGAGUACAAAUUUUAACUAUAAAAUGCAAAAAUAACAGGAGCGUCACUUCGCCCGAGCCUCGAUGCCCAUAAAGCACAGGCUAGGCAUGCUUGUGUAAAAGCUCCUGUGUUGUCGGCCUCUUCACCAAACGCCUUGUGUGCGAGGCUCCCACCUGGCGAGUCUGUGGCCAAGGGGAGAUUUGAGCCAAAGGCAUGCCAGGUCAAGCUCUUGGCUAUUUCACCUUUGUGCUGCCUUACUUGUGGGGCUUCUCAGCCUGGGUCACCUGACCUGCCCCCUUCAGAGAUGCAAAGGAUUGGUUCAGAUCAGGAGAGGGGAACCCCAACUUUCUUAGUGGUGGCGAUUCUCCGGGGUCUCAGACUGGGGGCGCUCUCUGCCCUGCCUGGAGAUGCUGGCGAUGGAACCAGGGUGAUGGAACAAAACAGGUGCUCUAUCCAGAUGUUCUUGGGUCCCCUAUCCCUGGUUCAAAUCCACCCCUGCCCUUUUUUGUGGGAAUACAGCUACAUAAGAGCCUGAAUGCAGUACAAACCAAUAGUCUAGCAUCUUCUUCUCACAAUGGCUAACUAAACGUCUCUGGGAAAAGCCCACAAGCAGGCCCGGCUCUAGGGGUAGUCU
Messenger RNA from Zootoca vivipara (common lizard), 4686 nucleotides. RefSeq names its product MUS81 structure-specific endonuclease subunit (gene MUS81). The record is from RefSeq and is a predicted model, not a curated record. Gene Ontology annotation, cellular component: nucleus; Holliday junction resolvase complex. Gene Ontology annotation, biological process: resolution of meiotic recombination intermediates; double-strand break repair via break-induced replication; DNA catabolic process. Lineage: Eukaryota; Metazoa; Chordata; Lepidosauria; Squamata; Lacertidae. Gene Ontology annotation, molecular function: DNA binding; 3'-flap endonuclease activity; crossover junction DNA endonuclease activity.